This is a messenger RNA of Penaeus monodon (black tiger shrimp), 1405 nucleotides long. Its product is annotated as oxytocin receptor-like. Bases 46 to 1311 code for a protein of 421 amino acids. The record is from RefSeq and is a predicted model, not a curated record. The transcript is spliced from 3 exons. Gene Ontology annotation, molecular function: vasopressin receptor activity; peptide binding. Gene Ontology annotation, biological process: G protein-coupled receptor signaling pathway. Gene Ontology annotation, cellular component: membrane. Lineage: Eukaryota; Metazoa; Arthropoda; Malacostraca; Decapoda; Penaeidae.
AGCGUCCUACAUGCCUGAGGUUCCCACCGGCUCGCUCUGCUCGCCAUGGACUGGACCAGUUCGCGCAACGCCACCGCUCUUUCAGCGUGGGAUCCUCAUACCUCCACCGCUGACGCCAACGUUUCGCAGGCUUUCACGAGCGUCUUCGAGGACUACGGCAUGAUCGGCGACGUCGGGCCGAGCGUCGGCUCCGACUUCUACGACGGCGGGUCGUCCGCGGCGGGCGUGGGCAAUGCCAGCGCGGGUGACGUGGGCGUGUCCCGAGACGAGGCGCUGGUCGUGUGGGAGAUCAUCACGUUGGUCCUGAUCUUCACCUUGACCGUGUUCGGCAACGUGGUGGUGCUGUUCAUGCUGCUGGUGCGGCGCAAGAAGCUCACCCGGAUGUGCUACUUCAUCCUGAGCCUGUGCAUGUCCGACCUCAUCACGGCCUUCCUGAACGUGCUGCCGCAGCUCAUCUGGGAGGUCACCUACAGGUUCCACGGCGGAGGUUUCCUGUGCAAGGCCGUCAAAUUCGGCCAGCUGCUCGGGCCUUAUCUGAACUCGUACCUGCUGGUGAUGACGGCGCUCGACCGCUACCAGGUCAUCUGCUACCCGCUGUCGAACUGCUCGUGGACGCCCCGUAGCUCCAAGAACAUGAUCUUCGUGGCGUGGGUGCUGGCGCUCGGCUCCUGCACGCCGCAGGUCUUCAUCUUCAACUACCAGGAGGUGGCCGCCGGGACAUGGGACUGCUGGGCUUCCUUCAUACCACCGUGGGGCCCGAAGGCCUACGUCACGUGGUAUGCUCUCUCCGUCUUCAUAGUGCCUCUCUUCAUCCUCAUUUUUGUGUACUCCUGCAUCUGCCGGACGCUGUGGGUAAACUCCAAGCUCAAGCAGAUGGACGACCACACGCGGCGGAGCAUCAGCCGCGCCAAGAUCAAGACCGUCAAGCUGACAGUCACUGUCAUCCUCUGCUACGUCAGCUGCUCGGCGCCCUUCAUCUCCGUCCAGCUGUGGCACGUGUGGGACCCCAACGCGCCCUCGUCACCUUUCUACAACGGCGCGGCGUUCACCAUCCUCACCCUUCUGGCGUCGCUCAACAGCGUGGUGAACCCGUGGAUCUUCCUGGGCUUCAACGAGAACCUGACGCAGCUCCUUCGGUCUCUGUGCGCGUGUCGCCUACCCUCCCGGUGGGGACGUUGGCGAUCCCCGACCUUCAGGAGCUCAGACAGCACCAAAAACUUCCGCCUCACCGUCUUCACGACCACCGAGGGGGACAACCUGACUCUGAGACGACCCUCGGUCAGCAACAGACUCACGACAACUUCCAAUUAGCGAACUCGUGUCGUGUCAUGCACCAUGCUUAGAGUUGGUGUAUAAGCAUGUUGAUUAUUGACUUUUGUUAGGUGUUCUGUUGACUCGCUGCCUG